Molecule: messenger RNA, 2604 nt
Organism: Caenorhabditis briggsae
Lineage: Eukaryota; Metazoa; Nematoda; Chromadorea; Rhabditida; Rhabditidae
Gene: Cbr-cul-4
Product: Protein CBR-CUL-4
Exons: 11
Coding region: 1-2604 (867 amino acids)
Biological process (GO): DNA damage response; ubiquitin-dependent protein catabolic process; protein ubiquitination
Cellular component (GO): Cul4-RING E3 ubiquitin ligase complex
Molecular function (GO): ubiquitin protein ligase binding
Source: RefSeq, a predicted model, not a curated record
AUGACAUCUGGAGCAAACCAGUCGAAUUCGGCAGACAAGAGUAGAAGUAAGCAGCUUCGAAAAUCGUCUAAGCGCCCAGCUAGCUCCGGUGGUGGCACAGAAGCGAAACAAAUGCGUAACGCUCACGAUGACCAAGACGAAUGCAUGGAGGAUGUAUCAACUAGUAGCGACACCAGAGAACACAACGGUCUACUCGAGAACUUCAAAAACCAGCCCGAUCAUUCUCAACGCGCUGGUGCCAGCAAUGAUCGUGGUGUGAAGAAAAAACUGGUGAUCAAGAACUUUAAAGGCAGCUCAACGAGAAACGGUGGUACUGAAAACGGCCAAAGCGAAAACGUAGGAGAGAGUGUCGAGAAAGAUUGGACGGUACUGGCUGAUAAUGUUUUUGCCAUUCUCGAAGACAGAAAAACAUCGUCCACAAUGGAAACAUUGUUUAGUAAAGUUAGAGCAGUUUGCGAUCGAAAUCAAGCAAAAGAUCUUUAUGAUAGGCUUGUUACCAUAGUUGAUAACUAUGCAAAGCAUUUGAGGGAGUCACUCAGUUCCGUGGAGCAAGUUCCUCUUUUGACGGACAACUGUGAGCAGUAUUUGGCGAAAUUUGGAAGUAUUUGGGAAUCGUAUCCAGUUAAAACCGUAAGUUUGUGUUUAAAAGGUAUUUAUUUUUUUUGUUUUUCAGAAUUUGAUAAGGAACAUUUUCUUAUAUCUCGACCGAAUCGGAUUGACAGGAACGAAGUGGAAAUUCUACCUCUAUGGGAAACCUUCAUGAAAAUAUUUAAAACCACAUUUUUCCCGGAAAUUUCAAAAGAUUUCAAAGCAACCAAACUGUUCAGUGCUCUCUAUAUGGCAAUGCAGAAGAUGAUGGAUAGGCAUACAGUGGAUAGUCCGUUGAGAACGUUAAUAGAAAUGCUGCAGACAGUACAUGUUGGAGAAGAAUUCUCCGGUUUUCUAUUAACUCAACUUCGCGAGUUCUAUGAUCGGGAAAGGACUGAAAAAGUGCCUAUUAUGACGUGCAACGAAUACAUGACCUAUGCCGAAGACCAGAUCAGUAGAUAUUCGAGUAUGGUGAAAAAGAAUUUCGACGAACCGACGGCGUUAAGAGAUGUCCAAUCAACAAUGAUGACUUGUUUGAUCCAACAAGCAAUUCCUGAAAUAUUAUUGCAUGGCUUUGACGCACUUCUCAGCUCCACCAACACUGUUGACAUUAGCCGAAUGUUCAAUCUAUGCCGUCAGUGUCCAGGAGGAGAAGACGAAGUUCGUGUGCAGUUCUCAAAGUACAUGAAGAGUCGUGGAGAACAGAUAAUAACAACUUGUCCGGACAAUGAUCUUGUCUCUGAGCUUCUGGCAUUCAAGAAGAAAAUUGAUUUUAUUAGUAAGUUAGGAGUAAUAUAUUCUGUUGAAAUGUAUUUUUUUUCAGUGAACGGGAGUUUCAAAUCAGCCAGCGAUUCAACAAAAAUGAGACAAUGUGUUUCUGAUGCUUUUGAAACAUUUGUGAACAAGAAUGUUGAUAGAGCAGCAGAGCUGAUUUCCAAGCAUUUCCAUACCCUACUCCACAGCGGAAACAAGCAUGUCACAGAUGACCGUUCAUUGGAUCAAAUGGUUGAUGAUGCGAUUGUUUUAUUCCGAUAUCUCCGAGGAAAAGAUGUAUUCGAGGCGUACUACAAACGAGGCUUGUCGAAGAGACUUUUCCUUGAAAGAAGUGCUUCUGUUGAUGCUGAGAAAAUGGUUUUGUGUAAACUGAAAACUGAAUGUGGCGCUGGAUUUACAUACAAGUUGGAAGGAAUGUUCAAAGAUAUGGAUGCUUCGGAAACUCUUGCUAUAUUAUUCGUCAAAUACCUUGCUCACAUGAACAAACCAAAAGUCAAUUUUAACGCCAGAGUAAUCACUCCCGAAUAUUGGCCUACAUACGAGGCUUAUGAAAUCAAUAUUCCGAAAGAAAUGAGAGACACCCUCACAGAUUUUCAAGAUUUCUACCGCCUCCAGCACGGAAAUCGUAAUGUAAAAUGGCAUCAUGGACUUGCUGCAGCUGUGGUUUCUGCCGAGUUCCGAGAGGGAUGUACGAAAGAAUUGGUGGCUACAAUGUAUCAAUCAGUUAUCCUUCUCCUCUUCAACAAAUGCGAAACAUGGACAGUAGCUGAAAUCGUGGAAUGUACGAAAAUUCCAGAAGUGGAAGUCGUCAAGAACUUGGUUGCGCUGAUCGGAGGACGCGAUAGACCUAAGAUUCUGAAAAUGGCCGAUGUCGAAAGUUCGGCGAAGAAAGAUCUACUGGAUUCGGUAAAAACCGGAAAGUUCGUUGUGAACUCUGGAUUCGUUGACAAACGUUGUCGUAUUCGUAUCACCCAAGUCAACAUCAAGACUCCAGUGGAGGAGAAGAACGACGUCGAGCAGGAGGUCAAUCAAGAUCGUCAAUGUAAUAUCGAUGCUGCCGUUGUUCGUAUCAUGAAGGCGCGUAAGGAAUUGCCACACGCUACUCUUAUAAACGAAGUUCUACAGCAAUUAAAAUUCCCAGUCAAAGCAGCAGAUAUCAAGAAACGUAUCGAAGGACUCAUCGAGCGUGAUUACAUCUCUCGUGAUCCUGAUGAUGCGACCAUCUACCGAUAUGUUGCUUGA